Messenger RNA from Acytostelium subglobosum LB1, 2604 nucleotides. RefSeq lists its product as hypothetical. NCBI's taxonomy places the organism in Eukaryota, Evosea, Eumycetozoa, Acytosteliales, Acytosteliaceae. The record is from RefSeq and is a predicted model, not a curated record. The transcript has 3 exons. Gene Ontology annotation, cellular component: Scc2-Scc4 cohesin loading complex. The coding region runs from base 1 to 2604 and encodes 867 amino acids. Gene Ontology annotation, molecular function: chromatin binding; protein binding. Gene Ontology annotation, biological process: replication-born double-strand break repair via sister chromatid exchange; regulation of gene expression; establishment of protein localization to chromatin.
AUGAAUGACACGGACAUGAUGAUUGGCAACCACUCUCCAAUCUUAAAUCAUAAACAACACAUUGAACAUCAACAACAGCCACAGAAGCAACAACUCAAUGAACAACUACAUGCUGCUGCUGCUCAGCCACAACCACAGUCACAGCCACAAGCACAGCCACAGCUACAAGCACAGCCACAGCCACAGCCACAAGCACAAACACAAUCAAAGACACAAACACAAGUUGAACCAACUCAAAAACAGGUUGAACCAAAGAAGAAGGUUAGGAAUGAUGUUUUUGGAAUAGAUCCAGAUGCCUACUAUGCCCUGAUCACACUCUACAACAGGGAUGGUACCAUCACCACCAAGAACAAAAUUAGAAUGUUGGACACUCGUCUCACUUUUGGAAGUGAUAAAUCAUGUAACUUAUCAUUGGACAGAGCUGGCGUCGAGCCAUUGCAUGUGAUGAUCCAGUAUGACAUUAAUAUCAGACAGUUUGUGCUGACGCCAAUGUGUAGCAUCACUCGCUGCGACACUAUUCGUGUCAACUUUGUGCCGGGCAUCUACAGGCCAAUCAUCCUACACAACAAUGAUAUUGUCACGAUCAGUUUCCGCUCAUUCAAGAUCACCUUCAACAGGGAUGUGGGUGGUGUGCCCAUCCCCGAGUCCUUCUUCUCCUCGUCCUUCAUGCCACACAACAUGAUGGCCAUGCCAGGCACCGCUGCGGCCACCACCGUGACACCGGCUGCUGCAGCCAAAGACCCUCUCAUUGCGACGACGACGAAGCGGGCUAUCGUUAUCAAGAAACCGGCGCCAAAGCCUGUUACCGGAGUUAUAUUGAGUAGCGAGGACUUAUCCUCGAUCAUUGGCGAGCGUGGCGUGGGAGCCAAAGGUGGAAACAGGAAGAACGAGACACAGCAGUCCCAUGUGGUUCCCAAGAGUACACAGAACCAUGACGACGACGAAUCAGAGAGCAGCGAAGAGGAUGACUUUGAGCCAAAGGCCAGGACUCACAUAUCUCUGUCUGCCUCCAUCAAGAAACCUGCCCCAGCAGUGGCUCAACCAAAGGCUGCCACUACAGCAUUGCCCUCCAAGCCUCAGGCGACCAAGCAACAGCAGAAGAAGCAGCCUCCUGUACAGGUUCAAGAGGAAGUGGAGGAGGACGAUGAGGAGAUGGAUGAGGAGGAUGAGGAUGAGGAGGUUGAGGUUGAGGCCAAGACCCAACCUCGCACCAAGCAACAAUCAAAGGCUGUCAAACCACAAACAAUAAUGAUGGAGGUCACACCAAAGAAGGAUAGAAACAUGCCAUCAUCGUCCAAGCGAGUCGCCAAGGUAGCCCCUAGAUUCCUCGAAGAGGUCAUCCAGAACCUCACUCCAAAGAAGAAUGCGCCAGCAGCAAAGCCAGUCAAGACAGCCAAGCCAGCUCCAACCCGAGUGGCGGCCACCAAGUCUGAGCCCGCGCCAGUCGCCAAGCCAUUCACCAAGAGAAAGAAGUCCGUAGCCGAGCCUGCCAUAGUUACCGCUCCAGUCAAGUCAAAGAAGCCGGCCACUACCACCACCACCACCAAGCCAGCCACUGCUGUGGCUACUGUCAACAAGUCCUUGACCAAGAACCAGAUCAAGGCGAUGAUGGCCCCUGUCAAGGUGCCAACGACAUCGACCAAUGCCAUGGUGGCCGCCGUCACCAAGCUGUCCACGGGCGUGGACGCACGUCUGCCCGCAGUGAUUGACAAGUCAUCACUCAACAACUUCCAGCGCAAGAUCAUCAGUGUGAUGGAGAAGUUGGAUCUCCAAACCUAUAUUUUGGACGACACUGAGGUCAAAACGACGAUGCCCUUCCUCUAUCUACCAGCGCUCGGUCAGUUCCCGAAAGGCAUCUCGGAUAUGGUGGAUUACUAUCAGAUGAUAGAGUCGCCCAUCUCAUUGGGCAUGAUCAAGAACAGACUGUUGGCCGGUUGCUAUGAAGACGACAUCGAGUUGAUCUGUGAGCAAAUGGAGCUCAUAGCCAAAAACGUCCAGGAGUUCCUUGGUUAUGACACUGACUAUUGUCGUGAUAUCUGUGAUACACUUGUCCUGUUCCUGAAAGGUGUAAGGGAAGCCAGAUUAUUGAAUCCAGCUGAAUGCAAGGCCAAGCUUGAGCGUGUUGGCCUUAUAAGACAAGGAUACAACCCAGAUGAUCCUGAUGAUAGUGAGGAGGAGAAGGAGGAGAAGGAGGAGAAGGAGGAGGAGGAGGAGGAGGAAGAGGGGGCCGAAGAUGAUGUCGAGGCCGAGGAUGACGAGGAGGAUCAGGAGGCCGAAGAGGCCGAAGAUGAAGACGAAGAAGAGGAGGAGCUGGAUGAUGUCCAAGUUGAUGAAGAAGAGGAUGAUGAUGAGGAAGACCAGGCUGUAGUCCCCACCAAACCCAAGACCGUCACCAAACAAGCCAAACCAACAUCAAAGGUUCAGGCAGCAGAGUCCAGCGACGAGGAGGAAGAGGUUGCCGAUGAUGUCGAGGAGGAGCAGGACGAGGAGCAGGACGAUGUCGAGGAGCAGGACGAUGAUGCCGAAGAGGAAGAUGUCGAUGUCCAAGGCGAAGCGGACGAGGAUGAAGAGGAGGAGGCUUGUGAUUCGAAUGAUAGUUUAUAG